AUGGGAUCAGUGGACGCCAACCUCGCCCUUGUGCAUGGUCCGACAGAGCCCGCUCUAUGGUCUACAACUCUGGGUAAAUUUAUGAACGAACAGGCCAAUCGCUUUAAUGAUAGACCUGCAAUUAUUUUUCCAUGGCAGUCGGUGCGGCUGUCUUAUGGCCAAAUGAUGGAUCGGAGCAAACUCCUCGCCAAAGCUAUGCUCGAAAUGGGCCUGCGCCAUGGUGACUGUGUCGGCAUAAUGGCAGGUAAUUGCUACCAAUAUAUCGAGGUCUUUCUUGGUGGCGCGAGAAUUGGGUGUCCUGUGGUCGUAUUGAAUAACACGUAUACUCCCCCCGAGCUACUUAAUGCCGUGCAUAGAAGCUCUUGCAGAUUAGUCUUCGUCGCUUGUAACAUCGGCAUGCGAGAUCUCUCGACUCAUAUACAAGUCCUUCGCGGUACUUCAUCCUCGAACCCAGAGUUGCCGGAGUUGAAACGAGUUGUGUGUCUUGGAAACUGUGCAGCAGACACUCCUGGUGUCGAAAUACAGUCUUACAGUACUUUCAGCUCGAAUGGGCAUUCUGUGUUCAUAACCGACUGCGUUCUUCAACAUGCAGAAGACGCUGUGAGACCCGAGGAUAUUUUGAAUCUCCAAUUCACUUCCGGUACCACUGGAUCUCCCAAAGCUGCGAUGCUCAGUCAUGUCAACCUCUUAAACGAUGCGCGGUUCGUUGGCGAUGCCAUGCAACUUACCCCAGAGGAUGUGAUCUGUUGCCCUCCACCUCUAUUCCACUGCUUCGGCCUAGUUCUCGGUUUUCUUGCCGCUUUCACGCAUGGCAGUUCGAUUGUGUUCCCGUCGGACUUUUUUGACGUGAGAAAAGUGGUCGACGCAAUUGUGGCGGAGGACGCAACUGUGCUCCUUGGUGUGCCGACCAUGUUCGUAGCCGAGCUCGAAGUGAUAAAUAAAACAGGUCAGCGACCGCGACGUCUACGCACAGGAUUAGCCUCCGGCUCUGCCGUUUCGGAGGGUCUGAUGAGUGAGCUACGGACGAAGAUGGGGGUGGAGAAGAUGUUGAUUGCGUAUGGCAUGACCGAGACGAGUCCGGUUACAUUUAUCACUGCGCUUAGUGACUCCGAUGAAAAAGGCUUUACUACUGUUGGUAGACUUAUUCCGCAUAGCAGUGCUAAAGUUGUUGAUAAAAACGGCAACAUUCUAUCCCUCGGCCAGCGGGGGGAACUCUGUACAAGUGGAUUCGCCUUACAGAAGGGAUAUUGGAAGAAUGAAGAGAAGACAAGAGAGGUAAUGCGGAAAGAUGGGAAUGGGGUUUUGUGGAUCCACACGGGGGAUGAAGCCCUCCUAGAUCACGACGGGUAUGCCCAAAUAACUGGUCGGAUCAAGGAUAUGAUUAUUCGCGGCGGCGAGAAUAUUUUCCCUCGAGAGAUCGAAGAGCGAUUGGUGCUUCAUCCAGCGAUUAGCGAAGCUAGCGUGGUUGGGAUCAGGCAUUACAAGUACGGGGAGGUCGUGGGUUGCUUCCUUAAAGCAGUGGAGGGUGCUCCGAGGAUUCCGAAGACUGAAAUUCAACAAUGGGUUGGAGAAACGCUCGGACGACACAAGACUCCAAAGCAUAUCUUCUGGAUUGGUGAUGCCCAUGUUGGCGAUGACUUCCCGAAGACAGGGAGUGGAAAGCAUCAGAAGCACAUCAUGCGGGACAUAGGAAAUCAGCUGGUUGGUCAGAGCAGUCGUAAAGCGAAGCUAUAG
Messenger RNA from Penicillium macrosclerotiorum, 1734 nucleotides. RefSeq names its product acetyl-CoA synthetase-like protein. The transcript has 5 exons. NCBI's taxonomy places the organism in Eukaryota, Fungi, Ascomycota, Eurotiomycetes, Eurotiales, Aspergillaceae. Gene Ontology annotation, biological process: fatty acid metabolic process. The record is from RefSeq and is a predicted model, not a curated record. Gene Ontology annotation, molecular function: medium-chain fatty acid-CoA ligase activity. The coding region runs from base 1 to 1734 and encodes 577 amino acids.